Molecule: messenger RNA, 2847 nt
Organism: Alosa sapidissima (American shad)
Lineage: Eukaryota; Metazoa; Chordata; Actinopteri; Clupeiformes; Clupeidae
Gene: sulf2b
Product: sulfatase 2b
Cellular component (GO): cell surface; plasma membrane; endoplasmic reticulum
Molecular function (GO): glycosaminoglycan binding; N-acetylglucosamine-6-sulfatase activity
Source: RefSeq, a predicted model, not a curated record
CCCGCCCAUCGUGUCUACCCUUCGUCUUACCCAGCUGCCUCCCGAGGACCUGCAGCCACACAGGAGUGUCGGCGCCCCUGCUCUCCUCAGGUGCAUAGAAGAGGCAGCGAGAUCCUUGACACACAGCAGACAGCACUGACAGGGCUUUGUUGAGGAACAAACAAAUUGCCACGGCAUCACAGCAGCUUUCAAGCUUUCAAGCCAGGGUGCUGCGAAGUGAACUCACCUUAAUACGUCCCAAGGACUGUCGCCAUGGCGAGCCGGGGCCUCACCGCCGGCCUCCUUGUGUUCCUCGGGGUCUUAGCGCUGGCCCAUGCGUCCGCCUUCCUCUCGGGUCAGCGCCUGAAGCCUCGUUUCCAGCGGGACCGCCGCAACAUUCGGCCCAACAUCAUCCUCAUCCUCACCGAUGAUCAGGACAUCGAGCUGGGCUCCAUGCAGGCGAUGAAUAAGACGCGGCGCAUCAUGGAGCAGGGUGGCACACACUUCUCCAACGCGUUCGUCACCACGCCCAUGUGCUGCCCGUCGCGCUCCUCCAUGCUGACGGGGAAGUACGCGCACAACCACAACACCUACACCAACAACGAGAACUGCUCCUCGCCCUCCUGGCAGGCCCAGCACGAGCCGCGCACGUUUGGGGUCUAUCUCAACAACACGGGCUACAGGACAGCGUUCUUUGGGAAGUACCUAAAUGAGUACAAUGGUACGUACGUGCCCCCGGGCUGGAGAGAGUGGGUGGCCAUGGUCAAGAACUCCCGCUUCUACAACUACACUAUCUGCCGCAACGGAGUACGAGAGAAACACGGCUGCGAGUAUCCCAAGGACUACCUGACAGACCUGAUCACUAAUGACAGCAUUAACUACUUCCGGGCGUCCAAGAGGGUGUACCCCCACCGACCCAUCCUCAUGGUCCUGAGUCACGCUGCCCCCCACGGGCCGGAGGAUGCAGCGCCGCAGUACACCACCGCAUUCCCCAACGCCUCGCAGCACAUCACCCCCAGCUAUAACUACGCACCCAACCCAGAUAAGCACUGGAUCAUGCGCUACACAGGGUCCAUGAAGCCCAUCCACAUGGAGUUCACCAACAUGCUGCAGAGGAAGAGGCUGCAGACACUGCUCUCCGUCGACGACAGCGUGGAGAAGGUGUAUAAUAUGCUGGUGGAGACUGGAGAGCUGGAGAACACCUACAUCAUAUACACUGCUGACCACGGCUACCAUAUCGGCCAGUUUGGACUGGUCAAGGGCAAGUCCAUGCCCUACGAGUUUGACAUACGAGUGCCCUUCUACAUACGAGGCCCUAACGUGGAGGCAGGAACUAUCAACCCCCACAUGGUGCUGAACAUCGACCUGGCGCCCACCAUCUUGGACAUCGCUGGACUGGACAUUCCGCCCGACAUGGACGGCAAGUCCAUCCUAAAACUGCUGGACACUGACCGGCAAGCUAACAGGUUCCAGUUCAACAAGAAGGGCAAAGUGUGGAGAGACUCCUUCCUGGUGGAGCGUGGGAAGUUGCUGCACAAGCUGAAUGAGGGGAAAGAUGUGGCUCAGGAAGAGAACUUCCUGCCCAAGUACCAGCGGGUGAAGGACCUGUGCCAGCGAGCAGAGUACCAGACGCCCUGUGAGCAGAUUGGACAGAAGUGGCAGUGUGUAGAGGAUGCCACUGGUAAGCUGCGGCUGUAUAAGUGUAAGGGGAUGACCAGCUCGUCCCCCCUGCGUAAGAACCAGAACCAGAACCAGAGUCCGUCCAGCCUGAAGGCCCAGCUGUUCCAGCGUAGCAGUAGCCACCACCACCACCAUCACCACCAUCAGCCAGCAGCAGCAGCAGCAGCAGCAGCAGCAUCGCUCUCACCCGAUGGCUGCAACUGCAGACUGCCCCUCUACAGAGUUAACCCCUUCAAGAAGAGCAAGAUGCUGUCCAGAAAGAAGUUGAAGGCCCUUAAGAGCUACUCCCGCAACCGUUUCACCCGUGACAUUUCCAUGGAGAUUGGCGGAGACCUGUAUGCCGUUGACCUUGGCGAUCCGUACCGAUCCAUGGCCCCCAGGAACCGGAGCCAGAACCGAGCCCCCGGCUCGCAGGACGAGGAAGAGGAAUUCAGUGGGAUGGGAGGAUUCACCGUGCCUCCCCAGACCAACAGCAACAGUCUGGCACUGCCCAACUCCAUCAAGGUCACACACAGGUGUGCCAUCUUGGCUAAUGACACAGUGAAGUGUGAUCUUGGUGUGUACAAGUCACUGCAAGCCUGGAAAGACCACAAGCUCCACAUUGACCAUGAGAUUGAAACUCUGCAGACUAAGAUUAAGAACCUUCGCGAGGUCAGAGGUCACCUGAAAAAGUCUCGGCCCGAAGAGUGCGACUGCAACAAAUACAUCUACCAGUCCAAGUUCAAGAAAUUCAGGAAGUACAAGGGAGAUGGUGUUCAUCCUUUCAGGUGCUUCCUGGAGUACUUCGACCUCAACACCGACCCUUACCAGCUGAUUAAUGCGGUGAACACUCUGGACCGUCAUGUUCUUAAUGAGCUGCAUAUUCAGCUGAUGGAGCUCCGCGGCUGCAAAGGACACAAGCAGUGCAACCCUCGCACGCGCAGCCUGGACCUGGGCGGUAAAGAGCGCAGCAGCUAUGAUGAAUACAGGCAGUUUCACCGUCGCAAGUGGCCUAAAGUGAAGAAGCCCGUCUCCAAAUCACUAGGACAAAUUUGGGAGGGCUGGGAGGGUUAAUGCCCCUGAGAACUCCAGCCCAGCCAAGCAGGACCGCUAUUCCGGGACAUCAAACUGGUCAGAACUUGAACCCUUGUACAAACUUGACGAGCAUGCCUACGAUCUCAAACUGGACUUUAACAUCAGCCUGGAGGA